CAGCCUGUUGCUUAUUCAUUCAGAGUGGGAAAGCGCCAGCCCAGCGGCCAGCCAGUACCGGGCUGGCCAUGUAAGGCCCCCAGGCAGUCCUGCCUGUCCGGUGCCCUGCAGAGAGCCUCGUGCAGCCCUGGGCACCGCCCCUGCCCUGCCCUGACCCCUUGGCCUCGAAAUGCUGUCAUCGGAGGAGCCGUCCCGCUCGGGACAAGGCCAGGAUGGACAAAGCUAGAGCUGGGGCAGGCAAGGAGCCGUCCUGUCCUCGAGGCCGUGGGAAGAGAAGCACGUACAGGAGUACACUCCUGAGAGCCUCUCGGUCCACCAGGCCUCUGCAGAGGGGCCACCAUGGCUGUACCCCGAGCAUGCUGGCAGCUGGGGGCCCUGGUGUGGGGCGCCUGCCUCUGCGUCCUGGUGCACGGGCAGGAGGCGCGGCAGGGGCAGGGCUCGGACCCGGGGCGCUGGCGGCAGCUGAUUCAGUGGGAGAACAACGGGCAGGUGUACAGCCUGCUCAACUCCGGCUCAGAGUACGUGCCGGCCGGGCCCCAGCGCACCGACAGUAGCUCCCGGGUGCUGCUAGCCGGCGCACCCCAGGCCCCGCAGCGGCGCAGCCAAGGAGGCCCCCGGCGUCGGCAAGCCCCGUCGCUGCCCCUGCCAGGGCGCGUCGGCUCGGACACCGUGCGCGGCCAGGCGCGGCACCCGUUCGGCUUCGGCCAGGUGCCCGACAACUGGCGCGAGGUGGCCGUCGGGGACAGCACUGGCAUGGCCCGGGUCCGCACCUCCGUCUCCCAGCAACGACACGGGGGCUCCGCCUCCUCGGUCUCGGCCUCGGCCUUCGCCACCACCUACCGCCAGCCGCCCUCCUUCCCUCAGCAGUUCCCCUACCCGCAGGCGCCCUUCGUCAGCCAGUACGAGACCUACGACCCCGCGUCGCGGACCUACGACCAGGGCUACGUGUACUACCGCGGCGGCGGCGGCGGUGGCGCGGGGGCGGCGGCCGUGGCCUCGGCGGGGGUCAUCUACCCCUUCCAGCCGCGGGCGCGCUACGAGGAGUACGGCGGAGGCGAGGAGCAGCCCGAGUACCCGCCGCAGGCCUUCUACCCGGCCCCCGAGAGGCCCUACGCGCCGCCCCCGCCGCCGCCGCCGCCGCCGCCCGCCGACGGCCUGGAUCGCCGCUACUCGCACAGCCUGUACCACGAGGGCACCGCCGGCUUCGAGCAGCCCUACCCCGACCCGGGCCCCGACGCGCCGCCCGCCGGCGGCGGCGCCUACGCCGCCGACCCCCGCCUCGGCUGGUACCCGCCCUACGCCAACGUGCCGCCCGAGGCCUACGUCCCGCCGCGGGCCGUGGAGCCGCAGCCCCCGUUCCGCGUGCUGGAGCCGCCCUACCUGCCGGUGCGCAGCUCCGACGCGCCCCCGCCCGGUGGGGAGCGCGGCGGCGCGCAGCAGGGCCGCCUCAGCGUGGGCAGCGUGUACCGGCCCAACCAGAACGGCCGCGGUCUCCCUGACUUGGUCCCGGACCCCAACUACGUGCAAGCAUCCACUUAUGUCCAGAGAGCCCACCUGUACUCUCUGCGCUGUGCUGCGGAGGAGAAGUGUCUGGCCAGCACGGCCUACACUCCGGAGGCCACUGACUACGACGUGCGGGUGCUGCUCCGCUUCCCCCAGCGAGUGAAGAACCAGGGCGCCGCGGACUUCCUCCCGCACCGGCCACGGCACGCCUGGGAGUGGCACAGCUGUCACCAACAUUACCACAGCAUGGAUGAGUUCAGCCACUACGACCUGCUGGAUGCGGCCACAGGCAAGAAGGUAGCCGAGGGCCACAAGGCCAGCUUCUGCCUGGAGGACAGCACCUGUGACUUCGGCAACCUCAAGCGCUACGCAUGCACCUCUCACACGCAGGGCCUGAGCCCCGGCUGCUAUGACACUUACAACGCGGACAUCGACUGCCAGUGGAUUGACAUAACUGAUGUGCAGCCCGGGAACUAUGUCCUCAAGGUUCACGUGAACCCGAAGUAUAUUGUUUUGGAGUCUGACUUCACCAACAAUGUGGUGAGAUGCAACAUUCACUAUACAGGUCGCUAUGUUUCUACAACAAACUGCAAGAUUGUCCAAUCCUGAUCUCGGAGAGAAUGGACACACGGCCAAUGUCCCCACUUCCCAAAGCCAGCCCGGCUCCCCAGGAAGCCUCCUGCCAGGACAGACCUGGCCCCGAGGGGCCCAGCCCCCACCCACAGGCAGGGGCAGCUGGAAGCCACAGGCAUCCCUCCCUGCCGGCCUCAGGGAGCAAACGCAGACCGAAACCACAGGGAUUCCGGAUGCCAGGCCCAAUUUUGUACUUAACUCUUCUCUACAACGUUAUUUUGUCGAUGGUUGGUUUUUAUUUUUUGUAUUUUGGCCUUACCACAGAGCAAGAUUGCCCAGACCCCGGGCUGAAUAAAACAAGGUUUUUCUA
Messenger RNA from Herpailurus yagouaroundi (jaguarundi), 2446 nucleotides. RefSeq names its product lysyl oxidase like 1 (gene LOXL1). Gene Ontology annotation, biological process: collagen fibril organization; peptidyl-lysine oxidation. Gene Ontology annotation, molecular function: copper ion binding; protein-lysine 6-oxidase activity. The coding region runs from base 340 to 2112 and encodes 590 amino acids. The transcript has 7 exons. NCBI's taxonomy places the organism in Eukaryota, Metazoa, Chordata, Mammalia, Carnivora, Felidae. The record is from RefSeq and is a predicted model, not a curated record.